This is a messenger RNA of Drosophila obscura, 3516 nucleotides long. RefSeq names its product leishmanolysin-like peptidase (gene Invadolysin). The record is from RefSeq and is a predicted model, not a curated record. Gene Ontology annotation, biological process: proteolysis; cell adhesion. NCBI's taxonomy places the organism in Eukaryota, Metazoa, Arthropoda, Insecta, Diptera, Drosophilidae. Bases 862 to 2916 code for a protein of 684 amino acids. Gene Ontology annotation, molecular function: metalloendopeptidase activity. Gene Ontology annotation, cellular component: cytoplasm; membrane. The transcript is spliced from 9 exons.
AAAUCGAAAUUUCGCCGCCGUAAACAACGCAUGCAGACCUAUGUCCGAUUUUUUUGUGAAUUCAGAACGAAACACAGAAAGCUGAAAUAACGCCAACUUGUUUAUAAAUUCGGAAAAGCAAUUUAACUGCGUUGAUACAAUAAUUAUUGAACAAACAAUAUCUCAUAUUAGAUUGAUAUUUCGAUUUAUCAAAAAUAACAAUAACACCCAACCUACCCUCGCACAGGACGCCGUUGCCCCCCCGCGUCUUUGUUUUUGUGUGUUGUGUGUUUACUGUUUUGAUCAAUGAAAACAUUCGAUUCAAUGUACGCUGAUUUUUAAUUGUGUUGCGCGGAUAAAUAAGCCAGGGAAUUGGGGACCGUGCAAUGCAUUCUGCCGCCGGGAAGUUCAUGAGAAUUUGACAUUUAUGUGGAUGUUGUGGCUGCGCUGAGCCGCUUGCUGCAAUAGCAACUAAGUCUGAGGCUGCUGCAGCGGCGUGGGUCGAAUUCGCGCGGACACACCCACCCAAAAACAAGAGUAGUCCAAAGGCCCCAAUUGUUCAGUGGUAGUUUAGGCACAUACAUAUGUAUAUGUAAUUGCACGUGUGUGUGCGUGAGUGUGAGUGGCGAAAGGAACCGGGGCCGGGUAACAGAGGGACCGGUUUCGCAGAGCGCGAUUUACGAGUAAUUGACAAAGCAAACAAAUACUUGUACAACAACGAAUGCCGUCAUAAACGAGCUGCAAAAUGUUCCAGUGAACGUGCGCUCCAAUCAGAAAGAGAUUCACCAUCCUGUGAAGCGAAUGCAAGGGCGAAAAACAUGCCCAUCCUGCCCAGGAAUCUAUAAUUAGCGAUAUUUAGAGUACAAGUCCCACGCCCUAAACAUGGUCAUGCCCCCGCUGCAGACCCAACCUGGCACAUUCCUUGUGGCCCUUGGCCUAUGCUGCUGGCUUCUGGCGACGGCCACGGCACACAACUGUCAGCACCAGCAUCCCAAAGCCCAUGAGGUCGUCCAUGGCGUGCGCAUCCAACUGGCUGAUAGCGAUGAUGACGACGCCACCGGCAACGGCGACGCAGCCGUGCAUAGCGUGCGCCGACGCAGCGUCUCCGCCGAGCAGCCGCUGCGCAUUCUGCUCGUCUAUGAUGAUUCCGUUUACAGACUGGAGGAGGAGAAGUUCAAUUUGAUCAAUGACACAGUGCUGCCGGAGGCCGUGCAGUUCUGGGAACAGGCCCUGAUGGUACGAGAGACCAAGGGCAUUAUACGAUUGAAUAGAAAAUGCGACAGCACGCAGGUCUAUGUGAAGAACGGCCACACCCACUGCAUCGACCACUGCAAGGCAACGACAAUGUGCGGCGAGGUUCAAGUGCCCAACGAGCAUUUGGAUGUGUGUCGGGUAUGCAAUGCCACUGGUCAGAAUUGCCGGAUUGAUAGCAACACCCAGCCGGGGGAUGGCAUCGAGAAUGCGGACUUUGUGUUCUAUGUUUCGGCACGGCAGACGCAACGCUGCUUUAAGGGGCUAACUGUGGCCUAUGCGGCCCACUGUCAGCAGGAGGCGGCCCUGGAUCGCCCCAUUGCCGGCCAUGCCAAUCUCUGUCCGGAGAGCAUCAGCACCAAGCCGCAGGAGCUGCAGACCCUCAUAUCCACAGUCAAGCACGAGAUUCUGCAUGCCCUGGGCUUCUCCGUUAGUCUGUAUGCCUUUUUCAGGGAUGACGAAGGACGACCGCGCACUCCCCGCAAGUCGGAAACGGGCAAGCCGUUCCUGAACGAGAAAUUGCAGAUCCAUCAGUGGAGCAACGAGACCAUACGCAAGGUGGUGCGCGAGAACUGGUCUGUGCGUGGUGGCCAUGUCAAUAAGGAGAUCGAUAUGAUGGUGACGCCUCGCGUCGUGGCCGAGGCGCGUGCCCACUUCGAUUGUGAUAAACUCGAGGGGGCUGAGCUAGAGGAUCAGGGCGGCGAGGGCACCGCCCUGACUCACUGGGAGAAGCGCAUACUCGAGAACGAGGCCAUGACUGGCACGCACACACAGUCGCCGGUCUUCUCACGCAUCACCCUCGCCCUGAUGGAGGAUUCCGGCUGGUAUCGGGCCAACUAUUCCAUGGCCACUCCCCUAAGCUGGGGCAAGGGCCUGGGCUGUGCCUUUGCCAUGCGCAGCUGCAAGGAUUGGAUACAAAUGAAUCACUCCAGAGGCCGCUCCAUACAUCCGUUCUGCUCGAAGGUCAAGCAGGAUCCGCUGCAGACCGAAUGCACGGACGAUCGCAACUCGGUGGCGCUGUGCAAUCUCAUCCGGCACGACUACGAGCUGCCCAGGAGCUAUCAGAACUUUGAUAGCCUCCACAAUGUGAAAAGCGGCGAGGAGGGCUUCUACGGCGGCUCCGUUUCGCUGGCGGACCACUGUCCCUACAUACAGGAGUUCACCUGGCGCAGCAAGAACAUCAUAGUGCGCGGCUCCCACUGUCGCUUCGUCGAGAAUAAUCCGAAGCCGGAGAAAAACUUUGCCCUGGAGAGCUACGGCGAUGGCUCGAAGUGCUUUGAUCAUAGCGAGGCCAUGUGGGAGGAGCGCUCCUGCCAUCAGACCCGCGAAUGGCAGCACUGGGGCAGCGGCUGCUACAAGUAUACCUGUUUCGAUGGUCGCCUGCACAUCCUGGUGGGCAACUACACCUACAAGUGCUCGUUUCCCGGCCAAAAGCUCUCCAUUCGCAUAGCCGCCAAUGACUGGCUGCACAAGGGAGCGAUUAUGUGUCCGCCCUGUCAUGAGCUGUGCGGCUCGCACUUUGCCGCCCAGGGCAAACAGUGUCGCCCCAGCGAGGAGCCCGAUCCACUCAACAAAUAUCCGCGCGACAAUCUAGCUUGUGGCGCGGACAGCAGACACCAACGUUCUGUGGCCAUAAUCAGUGCUGCACUCUUGCUGGCAGCAGUUCUGCGGCUGGGGCAUAGUUAGGCUAUCCCCGGCCCGGUUUCAACUCUCGCUGAUCCACUUGGGUGCAGUUUUAUUUGCUCUACGUGUAUUUAGUGAAAUUUGUACAUUUUAGCUGUAUAUCCAUAAGCUCAAUUCGACUAAAUGUAGGGUCCUUUGUAAGCGUAAUUCCCCCCCCCCCAUCCCUUCGCCCAUGCCUAGCUAUAUCUUAGUGUAAAUGUGUUUUUUAUGUCCAUCCCUACAUGUGAUCUUUUUUGAGUGUGUCCGUGAGAGGAGAACAUUUACGGGCAGCUCUAGGUUUUCUUGAAUUCUGAUCUAAACAUUCCAAAGCCUGAUGCAGCCCCAGAGCCGGGUGGCUCUGUGUUGUUAUUUUGUUUCGCGUCGGCAACAAAACAAACCUUGUUAUUUAUUAUAAUUGUUUAAUUCUCGUUUUUUCGAAAUUCGUUGAUUUGAUUUUCAUGUGAUUUAUGUACUCGAUGAUUAGUAGUUCGUCGUCUAAGUUUAAACUUUAAAGUGUUUCAAGCUCAAUUUCAGCCUGCCUAUCGAGCAUUUAAUGAUUGUAUUUGUAUUCUGUAGUGGGGAUAGACUUGAAUUGUGAAUAAACAAAGAGAACAUGAUAUUGUA